This is a messenger RNA of Anopheles stephensi (Asian malaria mosquito), 2269 nucleotides long. RefSeq lists its product as uncharacterized. The transcript has 3 exons. The coding region runs from base 124 to 1542 and encodes 472 amino acids. Lineage: Eukaryota; Metazoa; Arthropoda; Insecta; Diptera; Culicidae. The record is from RefSeq and is a predicted model, not a curated record.
UAGAUUGAUGUGCGUUGGAGCAGCUAGUACAGUAAGUGACCAUAGUAUCAACAAAGCGUGUAUCUUACCACAGUGAAUAUUUACCACCAUACAAAAGCUAACCACUACAAGCCGGCAGCCGGCAUGAGUCGAAAUCUGUGCGACGAAACGUUUCCCUCCAGCUUGCUGAUCGAGUUCGACGAGCUGGACGAUGAAAUUCCCAUCAGUCCGGAACUCCCGAAACGUCAUCAUCACUCCGAUGGCAAAGGGAUCGUAACCGACAAGACAAAUAUUGCAGACGAUCGCAACGGAUCGCGCAUGGUGAUCUCGGGUUCAUCGAACACUUCCAGCGGCCAUUCAUCACUUUCGACCGAAGGUGAAAACCGAAGCGCCUCGAGCGAUCGCGAUACAAGCCGCGAUCUGAGUAAACGGCAACCCUCGGAUCCUGGGGCGCUGUUGCUGCUGGGCGAUCAGCGGUCGGCGAAAUUGUCGCUCAAGUCGCGAAAAAUUCGCCAACCACGGUCGAUGGAGAGCUUGCUCCAGACCCAGGGACAAUCGGUUGGCCGGCUAAAGCUGGCGUCCCCAUUAGGCAGUGGAACCGGUCUUGGUGCUAGCAAGGGAAUGGGAGGCGGAAGCACGGGCAAUGUCAGUGUGAGUAGUGCUGGUAGCACCGCUCAGCAGCAGCAGCAGCAGCAACACUACAACCGUCACCGAUCAAAGUAUGGGCACGUUCAGAGCAAGGUCAAGCAGAUGAUCGAAGAAAUGAAACCACCGACUAGCCGGGACCGGAAGACGCUCGUGCGCCACAAAUCCAUGCCCGAAACGUCCUUCGAGGUCGAUGCAAAAACCGAGAAGGACGAAACGCUCGAGCAGGAAAACGACGUGGAAACGCUACGAUCGGCCGUGCGGGAGAUGCGUCUACACAUGAGCAGCCUGGAGCAGGAGCUGACCGUCUGCCGUACGAAUCUGUUCAACGAGUUGGCCACGCUCCAGUGCAAGAACAAUGCGCUGCGCAUGGAAAACGAUCGACUGCUCGAGCAGGAGCAGGCUCACGAGCAGCGCCGGCAGCAGCUACGUGAGCAACAGGCCGCUGGAUCCUGCUACGGUAGUCAGUCCUCGCUGUACAAAGCGUCCGUCAGAAUCACCUGCACCGUAGCCACACAGACGAGCCCAUCCGCCACAGGUGAUCACGAGUCACAGUUUGAUUUUUUGCUGGCCAGCCCUCCACCCGCUUCCCAUCCGGCUGCCCACACAUCCUCCUCGACCAUCGAGCUGGAAUCGGCGGUGGGUGAGUUUUCGCCCGACUACGAGCAGCUCAUACCAACGUUGGACCGGAGCGGUACUUCUACGGUGUUUGGGUCCGGCAUCCGGAACCGGGAGGUACGCCGUACACCGUCCUUCCGUUCACCGACUGGUCGGCGUUCCGAGUCGAGCCAGGCAGGAGAUUUCGCACUCAGCAGUCCUACCUGUCACGACUGUAGACGACGGAAGAAGAAGCGUAAAUCGCGCAAACAAAAGCUCGCCAGUUUAUUCUGCAUACGGCAUCACGAUGAGUCGCUGUAGAGCCCUGAGGCGCUCACCUGCUGCUCUGUAUCUUCUCAACCCUUCCCCCACUCCUCUCCCUGCGAGGCGCACAGGGUCAAUGCACGGUCGGUUCGCGAUCUAGUACAGUAAUUAUUAUCAUUUAUUUUACAUCAUGUUUUAUCGGUCACAAGUUGCUAUUGAAUGUGUGUUUGUGUGUAUUUUUAAGUGGAUUUUUGUUUGCUUUACUUGCUUGCACCUACAUCCAUUUAUACAGCGCGCCGGUAGCCUGUGGUACAGCUAAGUGCAUUGUCUUCUCUUCUCUUUGGUAUCUGGUCACAUUUCUAUCGUUUGCGUUCUUGCUCUUGAAACGAAUCGAUUAUUAGCCCUGCGCGUACCUCAUGACAAUAACAAAACAGAAAUCCCGACGGUUGUUCCUACAUGUAAUCUUCUUCUACUGAUCCUAAGCCUUCUCCGUUUUCCGAUGUCCGUUCAAGAAUGACUCACCCUGUAAACAACACAUACACACAUUUUAUACAACUGUUUGUUGCAAGGUCCUUCCAAGCACGGUUCGGAAUAUCGCCAAAAACAUUGUGAUUAGAGUUAAUCCAUCAAAGCUCGCUUCCAAAUGUGUACCCUGCAGUUACUCAAAUGCUAGUUUUAAGACGUCCCGUUGAGAUCGAGAAUGUAAACAUGUGAAUGAGAGGAGGAUAAGGAGAUCGCUUUAUAAACAUACACCCUCAUGCACACUCAAGUCCUGCACCCACUA